Messenger RNA from Fomitopsis serialis, 1041 nucleotides. Its product is annotated as autophagy protein Apg5-domain-containing protein. Lineage: Eukaryota; Fungi; Basidiomycota; Agaricomycetes; Polyporales; Fomitopsidaceae. Bases 1 to 1041 code for a protein of 346 amino acids. The record is from RefSeq and is a predicted model, not a curated record. The transcript is spliced from 4 exons. Gene Ontology annotation, biological process: autophagy of mitochondrion; autophagosome assembly; C-terminal protein lipidation. Gene Ontology annotation, cellular component: Atg12-Atg5-Atg16 complex; cytoplasm; phagophore assembly site membrane.
AUGUCCACCUACGCGCCCCGCCAUGCGCCCUCCGCCUUCUCCACCCCCGCCUCGACCACCCUCUUCCGCCGCCUGACAUGGGAGGGCACCGUCCCCCUCGAGGUCCGCGUCGACUCCAAGGAGCUCCCCGCCAACAGCGACCGCGGCCUCGAGUGCUACUACAUGCAAGCACCACGGGUCAGCUACCUCCCGCUGCUCGUGCCCGAGAUCAAGCGCUUCCUCAUGGACGUCGUCUUCGAUGAGGCAGCCGCGCGCGUGAUCAAGGAGGAGGACUGGUGGUUCGAGAGCGAGGAGGGCAGCCUGCUCAAGUGGCAUUGGUCCAUUGGGCUCAUCUACGACAACCACACCAUCACAGCCUCGUUGCGCAACAAUUCAUCCUCCUCCCAGAUCACACCCCUCCGCCUCGUCCUCCACCUGGCGUCACCGCCCACAGACAAGCUCUUGCUCUCACCAAGCGCGGAGGCAUGCAAGCAGGCGUUCAUGGGCCAGCUCAAGGAAGCCGACUUCAUUCGAUGGGGAAACACGAAGCGCAUGACAGGCCUCCGGAAGGCUGAGCAGGACGGCCUAUGGGAGGGCAUCAAAGAACACAACUUCGAGGAGUACUGGCGCGUCGCCGCAAAGGUGACACCAACCACAACACCCACGCGAUCCACGUCACCUCCACCGCCCCCCUCCUCCGCCUCGAUGCACACACGGCCACCCUCCGCUGAUCCGGGCUCCACCGUCGCGCCAGACCGCGACGGUGCAUAUAACGUUCGCAGCGUGCCUGUCCGAAUAUACCUCCCAGACGGGCCCGUCCUGCAGGACCUCGUGCCUCCCACGCUCGAAGACGGCACAGUGCAUACGCUGGCGAAGUUCCUCGCCACACACCUUCCCCUCCUCUUUCCGCCUGGGAAGCCCCCGCUGGCAUAUGCACUCCUGCAGGGUGUGCAUGCCCCUCCAGAUGCUGAGAUGGCGUGGCUCGGUGCCUGCAUGGCAGGCGCGGACGGGUGGGUCAACGUAUGCGUAGGCAUCACGCGCGAGGGACAUCCGAGGUUCUAG